AUGGCUUCGAUACUGCGGCAGAUUGUUGCAGGUCCGCGCGCGCGGCAUCCAGAGGCCGGGCUGGACCUUUGCUAUGUGACAGACUUUAUCAUUGCAACAUCCGGUCCUUCGCAGACGUACCCUCAGAUCGCCUACCGAACUCCUCUCGACCAACUCGUUGGCUUUCUCGACUCAAAACACGGCCAAGACUGGGCGAUUUGGGAAUUCCGCGCCGAGGGGACGGGAUACCCAGAUGAAGCUGUCUACAAUCGGAUAUGGCACUACCCAUGGCCCGACCACCAUCCCCCGCCAUUUAGGCUGAUUCCCUUGAUCAUGGCAAGCAUGCGGAAUUGGCUUCAUGGCGGGGAGGCGGCUGAUGCGCAUGCGGAGAACGACAAGAAGCCCCAGUCGCAGUCUUCCUAUCCGCCGAACGAAGAGAACAUAGAGGCUGUUUCGAGGUCUCUUUCGGAGCCAGCCAAGACCGAGAGGAAUAAGAAGAGGGUCGUGGUGGUUCACUGCAAGGCGGGCAAAGGGAGAAGCGGCACCGCCAGCUGCAGUUACCUCAUUGCAGAGGAAGGUUGGAAGGCGGAAGAUGCUCUGACACGCUUCACUCAGCGUCGCAUGAGGCCUCAAUUUGGCGCUGGUGUGUCGAUUCCCUCGCAGCUGCGGUGGAUUGGCUACGUUGACCGCUGGACAAAGGGCGGCAAGAUAUACACAGAUCGUCCUGUCGAGAUCGUAGAGAUCCACGUAUGGGGGCUUCGCAACGGCGUCAAGAUGGAUGUCGAGGCCUUUGCAGACGAAGGCAAGAAUGUUCAGACCGUGCACAGUUUCACAAAAGAGGAAAGGGUCGUGGUCGAAGGAGAUGCGCCGGAAGGCGGUGGUCUGUCUGAGAUAAUAUGGGAUUUGGCGGGUUACUCAAUCCAAAAGGACAAGGUCCCUGAAGCGGUGGAGUUUGCGGACGCAACCAACAAUGAUUCCAAGAAGAAGGAUUCUAGCGACGAGCUGAAGAAGAAAGAAUCCAGUGAUGAGCCCAAGAAGAAGGAUUCUUUCGACCCUCCUCCCUCACCCUCGCCGCAGCCUUCAGAAUCGUCCAUAGAGCAGGUGCUGCGGCGGAAGAGCGCCAAGCUGAUAGAACGAGUAUCACCGCCUGGGUCGCACUCCAAAAUCGACAAAUUCCGAGCCAUGCUCACUGCCGAACCAACCUCACCAACAGCUUCCUCCCCAUCCGAAGUCCGCACGGAGAGCCUCGAUGAAACCGAGCCUGGUGGCAUGGCCGUCAUCCUCAAGCCGAAAGAGCCCAUCCGCAUCCCCAACAGCGAUGUCAACAUUGCCGUUGAGCGGCGAAAUAGAACCCACAAGUCGAUGGGCUUGACAAUGGUCACGGCCGUUGCGUAUGUGUGGUUCAAUGUGUUUUUCGAGGGGAAUGGCCCCGAGAAGCAAGGCAAGGCUGAUAGCAACGGUGUCUUUGAAAUCGAGUGGGACGCCAUGGAUGGUGUCAAAGGAUCCAGCAGAAAGGGAAUAAGAGCUUUUGACCGCAUGUCGGUCGUGUGGAGAUUUGCCGAUAGCGGUGAACCCAAGGCGGACGAGGUGGUUGUCGAGCCCAAAGAGGGUGAGCCAGUGCCGCAAACUAAGGCGGCGGAUUGGAAAGGGACAGAUGCUCCAAAGGCUCCAGGCGAUCUUGGACUGCGGCAACAAAGCCCUCUCAGUGCAGAUAUAAGCAGGGCCAGCAGCAUCAAGAGCGCUGACGGAACAGUAAACCAGACUCAGGGCGAGGGAGCCGACACCGACAAGGAACUGGAAGGCUUGAAGCGCAGCGGACCGUCUGGAGAAGACUUGGAUGAGGGCGAGAAGAAGAGCUAG
Trichoderma aggressivum f. europaeum is the source of this 1839-nucleotide messenger RNA. RefSeq lists its product as uncharacterized. The record is from RefSeq and is a predicted model, not a curated record. Lineage: Eukaryota; Fungi; Ascomycota; Sordariomycetes; Hypocreales; Hypocreaceae. Gene Ontology annotation, cellular component: cell projection; nucleus; cytosol. Gene Ontology annotation, molecular function: protein tyrosine phosphatase activity; protein tyrosine/serine/threonine phosphatase activity; phosphatidylinositol-3,4,5-trisphosphate 3-phosphatase activity. Bases 1 to 1839 code for a protein of 612 amino acids. The transcript has 2 exons. Gene Ontology annotation, biological process: phosphatidylinositol 3-kinase/protein kinase B signal transduction; regulation of phosphatidylinositol 3-kinase/protein kinase B signal transduction; cell motility.